Messenger RNA from Paramecium sonneborni, 476 nucleotides. The record is from the annotation of a GenBank genome assembly. Lineage: Eukaryota; Ciliophora; Oligohymenophorea; Peniculida; Parameciidae.
AUGAAUUAAGAAUAAAUUUAAAAAGAACUUGAUUCCAUUGAUAGGCAAACUAAAUUUAUUAAUUUAUAAUGUAAGUUUUAUUGUGCCUUUCAAUCCUUUGUUUUUCGAUUCCUUAACAAAGAUAAGUAAUAUCUCUCAACAUUUAUAGCAACAAAAUUUAUACAUUUAGAAAUCAUUAUGGGUCUUAUAUGGCAUUUGGAAUGGCUAUCCAUAAUACAUAUCAUCUACGAUAAUCCAUUCUAAAAUAAUGUAUUCAUUUGACAAAGUCAAAAAAUCCAUUAAUUAUUAAACUUACAGCAAUUCCUAUAACUUCACUUUAUUUUGGAGUAUUAUUUGGAUUAUGGCAUAUUCCCUCCUUUUCUGGAGAAAUAGCUAUUAGGUUAUACUUUGGAGUAUAAUCUGCUGUUUUUGAUUACUUAAUGGAUAAAGAAUAAAUAUUUUAAGAUAUUCCUUUAAAAUCAAUAAUUAAAUGAGUG